Messenger RNA from Scheffersomyces amazonensis, 1492 nucleotides. RefSeq names its product methionine adenosyltransferase (gene SAM2). The record is from RefSeq and is a predicted model, not a curated record. Gene Ontology annotation, molecular function: methionine adenosyltransferase activity; ATP binding. Gene Ontology annotation, biological process: S-adenosylmethionine biosynthetic process. The transcript has a single exon. Lineage: Eukaryota; Fungi; Ascomycota; Pichiomycetes; Serinales; Debaryomycetaceae. Bases 133 to 1290 code for a protein of 385 amino acids. Gene Ontology annotation, cellular component: cytosol.
AUGCAGGACUCAGUCAAUUAAUAUAUAUACGGGAAUUUUUCACCAUUGAUAAAAUUUUUUUUACUACUUGUCUACAACUUGUUAUCAUUAUCUCAAGUAGUUAGUUAGUAGUUAAGUCAGUCAAUAGUUAAAAUGACAUCAGCUAAGGAAACAUUUUUAUUCACUUCCGAAUCUGUCGGAGAAGGUCAUCCAGAUAAGAUUUGUGAUCAAGUAUCUGAUGCUAUUUUAGAUGCUUGUUUAGCCGUUGAUCCAUUAUCAAAAGUUGCUUGUGAAACUGCUGCUAAAACUGGUAUGAUUAUGGUUUUCGGUGAAAUUACUACUAAAGCUCAAAUUGAUUUCCAAAAAGUUGUUAGAGAUACUAUUAAACAUAUUGGUUAUGAUGAUUCUGAAAAAGGUUUUGAUUAUAAGACUUGUAAUGUUUUAGUUGCUAUUGAACAACAAUCUCCAGAUAUUGCUCAAGGUUUACAUUAUGAAAAGGCUUUAGAAGAUUUAGGAGCUGGUGAUCAAGGUAUUAUGUUUGGUUAUGCUACUGAUGAAACUGAUGAAAAAUUACCUUUAACUAUUUUAUUAGCUCAUAAAUUAAAUGCUGCUUUAGCUUCUGCUAGAAGAUCUGGUGCUUUACCAUGGUUAAGACCUGAUACUAAAACUCAAGUUACUGUUGAAUAUGAAAAGGAUGGUGGAGCUGUUAUUCCAAAGAGAGUUGAUACCAUUGUUAUUUCAACUCAACAUGCUGAUAGUAUUACCACUGAAGAUUUAAGAUCAGAAAUUAUUAAACAUAUUAUUCAAAGUGUUAUUCCAGAACAUUUAUUAGAUGAAAGAACCAUUUACCACAUUCAACCAUCUGGUAGAUUUGUUAUUGGUGGUCCACAAGGUGAUGCUGGUUUAACUGGUAGAAAGAUUAUUGUUGAUACUUAUGGUGGAUGGGGUGCUCAUGGUGGUGGUGCUUUCUCUGGUAAAGAUUUCUCUAAAGUUGAUAGAUCUGCUGCUUAUGCUGCUAGAUGGGUUGCUAAAUCUUUAGUUAAUGCUGGUUUAGCUAGAAGAGCUUUAGUUCAAUUUUCUUAUGCCAUUGGUGUUGCUGAACCAUUAUCUAUCUAUGUUGAUACUUAUGGUACUUCAAGUUAUUCUUCUGAUGAAUUGGUUGCUAUCAUUAAGAAGAACUUUGAUUUAAGACCAGGUGUUAUUGUUAAAGAAUUAGACUUGGCUAGACCAAUCUAUUUCAAGACUGCUUCUUAUGGUCAUUUCACUAACCAAGAAAACCCAUGGGAACAACCAAAGAAAUUAAAGUUUUAAUUAAAUUAAAACUUGUCUAACAACUACUAAAUUUUUAUACUAUUUUGUUUUAUUGAUUGUUUCAUUAAAAUCCAUAAUACUUAAUGACUAAUGUAAUGAAUGACUCAUAUGAAGAUCAUCAAUCUCAUAAAAGAUUCAAUGCUCAACUCGUUGUUUCUUACUAAAAUUAACUACAACUACCACUAGAAGUUGAUUGCUUUUG